AUGGCGGCAGAAAAGAUCAUCCCCUUGCAUGAAUACGACUCCAUGCCAUUUUUGACAGGCCUAGUCCUGACACUGUUACUAAAAUAUGAUCGGGUGCUCGAUCCGGAUGUCCUUAGAGACGCGAUGAUCAAAUUGAUUGACAGAGAAGGCUGGCGCAAACUCGGCUCCCGGCUCAAGCGAGAUAUGCAAAAGGCCAAAGGCAAUCUGGUCUACCACGUGCCGGCCAAGUUCGACGAAAGCAAUCCAGCCAUCGCCUUUUCCCACGUCCACUACGACACCACCAUGGCCGACCACCCCCUUGCACGGCAGUUCCCCUCGCCCAAGUCCAGCCACCUCAAGGGCCUGCCCAGCGUCGUCCUCGCCCCAGCACCCAUCAUCCCCUUGGCCCGCCGCGCCGACGCCCCGCGCACCAUGGCCGAGCUCAUCGCCCGCGGCCUCCCGCAGCUUCAACUCCACGUCGUCACCUUCCGCGACGGCACCACCGUCGGCAUCAGCUUCCUGCACUCGCUGCUCGACGGCAUGGGGCUAGGCGCCAGCGGGCUGCUGGGUGCCUGGUCGCUCGUGCUGCACGGCAAGGAGGACGAGGUCCCACCCGUCUGCGGCGACGACCAGGACGUGCUGGCCGGCCUGCGCAAGCUCCACCGCCCCACGCCAACCGGGGAAGGCAAGCCCGCGGCGGCCCCUGUCGAGUGGAAGCACGCGCGGUACCUGAUGGGCUCGUUGGACGUGCUCAAGUUCAUCCUGCGCCGCACCUGGGACAUCCUGCGGUACCGCGAGGAGGAGAUGCGGGUCGUGCGCGUGCCGGGUGCGUUUGUGACGCGGCUGCGGGAGGCGGUGCUGGAGCGGCUGGCCACGACGGCGAUGGCUGGGGAUAGCCACGAUGGUGCCGGUGACAGGUCGUCUCUCGAGGGCGAGGCGACAGUCGCAGCCGAGAAAAAGCCGUGGGUCAGCGAGGGCGACGUGCUGGUUGCGUGGUGGAGCCGCUACGCCACUCUGCACCUGGCGAACAAGCCCGACAAGCCGGUCAUCGUGACCAACGCGUACAACAUGCGCAAGAUGCUGGCGGGGACGCUGCUGCCGGCGCCGCCAGGCGACGGCGAGAGGGCGCCCGUCUACCUGGCCAACUGCGCGACGGGGCUCAACGUCUUCACGACGGUCGGGGGUAUCGCAGAGACGGCGGCGACGGCGGCAGAGGUGCGACGGACGCUCGUGGAACUGGGCACGCUCGAUCAGCUGGCCGUCAUGCAGGCCACGGUCCUGCCGGACCCGCGCAAGCUGUGGAAGAUGCGCAUGGCCGGCCUGCCCGACGCCCACAUGUGCAUCUUUACCAACUGGUCGCAGGCCUCGUUUUACCAGAUCGACCUCUCGCCGGCAGUGGUGGCAAGAGGUGAGCAGCAGGCAGGAGACGGGGAGGGACAGGGGCAGGGGCAGGUCCUGCCGAGUUUUGUGGCUUGCAAAAUGGACAGCAAGGUGUGGCCGCAACGUGAUCAGUUUGUUAUUAUCGGUAAGGAUGGCCAAGGGGAUUAUUGGAUUUCUGGAACCUUGCGAAAAGGGUUGUGGGCCAAGAUUGAGGAAGAGUUGGGACAAGAGAAGGUAUGA
Molecule: messenger RNA, 1599 nt
Organism: Pyricularia grisea
Lineage: Eukaryota; Fungi; Ascomycota; Sordariomycetes; Magnaporthales; Pyriculariaceae
Exons: 2
Coding region: 1-1599 (532 amino acids)
Source: RefSeq, a predicted model, not a curated record